Molecule: messenger RNA, 312 nt
Organism: Schizosaccharomyces osmophilus
Lineage: Eukaryota; Fungi; Ascomycota; Schizosaccharomycetes; Schizosaccharomycetales; Schizosaccharomycetaceae
Exons: 2
Coding region: 1-312 (103 amino acids)
Source: RefSeq, a predicted model, not a curated record
AUGGCGGUGAGGUGGUGGUGGUGGUGUUGGUGUUGCUUCUCAGCUCUUCCUCUUUGUUUACUUGGUCUCUCCUCCACACCAAAGCGCAGCCAGCCCCUUCCACCAUCGCAACCAUUGCGGUUUGCCUCUCCUCCAACGACCCAGCCCAAGCCCCACCGGAGCCAAACUCCAGCACAGACUCCGGAUGAACACCGGAUCUGCUUCAACACCGAACCCGUUUCAACGCUCCUCUCCUUUCUGGUCUUUUGCCCCCCAUCUAGUUCCUCUAGCCCCCAUCUAACCCCCAUCUAUACCCCAUCUAGCCCCAUCUAG